AUGAAGCCUUGCACACCAACCUGUGUGGACGUGGGUUCUGAGUGUGAUCCCAGAGACCUCGAGAAGUUUCAGAGUGUGGUACGGAAGAGGGUGGCAGCCAACGCCCGAGAGAGGAAGAGGAUGCAGGGCUUGAAUACAGCUUUCGACCAACUGCGCAAAGUGGUUCCUCAGUGGGGUCAGGACAAGAAACUUUCAAAAUAUGAAACCUUGCAGAUGGCUCUGAGCUACAUCAUGGCCCUUAACCGCAUUCUGAAUGAUUCUAGUAGAAACAGCACCCCUCACAGGCAAUGGUUGGACCUGCAGUAUGACAGCCUGCAGUCAGAAAGCUAUCCCUGCAUCGUGAGGUACAGCUCGCCCACUGAAAACGAGUGCAUGUACGCGUCCUCCUCCUACCAUUACGAGGAUUUCCAAGUCUUGACUUAG
This is a messenger RNA of Neoarius graeffei (lesser salmon catfish), 423 nucleotides long. It is a transcript of the gene atoh7, whose product is annotated as atonal bHLH transcription factor 7. Lineage: Eukaryota; Metazoa; Chordata; Actinopteri; Siluriformes; Ariidae. The transcript has a single exon. Bases 1 to 423 code for a protein of 140 amino acids. The record is from RefSeq and is a predicted model, not a curated record. Gene Ontology annotation, molecular function: protein dimerization activity.